GGUAAAUUAGUGAAUUCUUACUACGGUCACACUUUGCGCAGUAAACAGAGAUUUUAUCGUGUAGUGUAGAAGAAAAGUACAGAAUUAAUGGUAAAAGCGCAUGAGAGCAGCCAAAUAAAAGUGCCUGGAUAAACCAAGUACCUCUGCACACUUCCCACUUAGCACAGGCGACCCAAAUUACGACGAACGUUUUCUAAUUACGCAUUCCAAGCAUGGAUGAGGCGAACAUACAGGACAAGGAGCGGUUCGCGAGCCGCGAGAACCACUGCGAGAUCGAACGACGUCGCCGCAACAAGAUGACCGCCUACAUCACGGAACUCUCAGACAUGGUGCCCACCUGCAGUGCCCUGGCCCGCAAACCGGACAAGCUCACCAUACUCCGCAUGGCAGUGGCCCACAUGAAGGCACUGCGUGGCACCGGCAACACCAGCACCGAUGGCACCUACAAACCCUCUUUCCUAACCGACCAGGAGCUGAAGCACCUUAUCCUGGAGGCGGCCGAUGGUUUCUUGUUUGUGGUAUCCUGCGAUUCCGGACGGGUGAUCUAUGUAUCUGAUUCGGUAACUCCCGUGCUGAACUACACCCAAAGCGAUUGGUACGGCACUAGCCUGUAUGAGCACAUUCAUCCCGAUGAUCGCGAGAAAAUACGCGAGCAACUAUCCACCCAGGAGUCGCAAAAUGCCGGCCGCAUCCUGGACCUUAAAUCGGGAACUGUGAAAAAGGAGGGCCACCAGUCCAGCAUGCGCUUGAGCAUGGGUGCUCGUCGUGGAUUCAUCUGCCGCAUGCGGGUGGGCAAUGUAAACCCGGAGUCCAUGGUCUCUGGGCACUUGAAUCGUCUCAAACAAAGAAACUCCCUCGGACCUUCAAGGGAUGGCACCAACUACGCCGUGGUGCACUGCACGGGUUAUAUCAAGAACUGGCCGCCCACCGAUAUGUUCCCCAACAUGCACAUGGAGCGCGAUGUCGACGAUAUGAGCUCGCACUGCUGCCUGGUGGCUAUCGGUCGUCUGCAGGUCACCUCUACGGCGGCUAACGAUAUGAGUGGAUCGAACAAUCAAAGCGAGUUCAUCACACGUCACGCAAUGGAUGGCAAGUUUACGUUUGUGGAUCAGCGUGUUCUUAACAUAUUGGGAUAUACGCCUACUGAGCUUCUGGGGAAGAUCUGCUAUGAUUUUUUUCAUCCCGAGGACCAGAGCCACAUGAAGGAGAGCUUCGACCAGGUGCUCAAGCAAAAGGGACAGAUGUUCUCGCUGUUGUACAGAGCCAGAGCUAAGAAUUCGGAGUACGUCUGGCUCCGCACACAGGCUUAUGCCUUUCUGAAUCCGUACACCGACGAGGUGGAAUACAUAGUGUGCACCAACAGCUCUGGCAAGACCAUGCACGGUGCUCCACUGGAUGCUGCGGCUGCUCAUACGCCCGAACAAGUGCAACAACAACAGCAGCAGCAGGAGCAACAUGUUUACGUUCAGGCUGCCCCAGGAGUGGACUAUGCGCGCCGCGAGCUAACUCCAGUGGGCAGUGCCACGAACGAUGGCAUGUACCAGACGCACAUGCUGGCCAUGCAGGCACCUACGCCUCAACAGCAACAACAACAGCAACGGCCAGGAUCGGCGCAAACCACACCUGUCGGAUAUACCUACGACACCACGCACUCGCCGUACAGUGCUGGAGGACCAUCGCCGUUGGCUAAGAUACCCAAGUCCGGCACCUCUCCCACGCCGGUGGCACCAAACUCCUGGGCAGCACUGCGUCCCCAGCAGCAACAGCAGCAGCAGCCCGUGACCGAAGGCUAUCAGUACCAGCAGACGAGUCCGGCAAGGUCGCCGAGUGGUCCAACCUAUACCCAAUUGAGUGCCGGGAACGGAAAUCGCCAGCAAGCGCAGCCAGGUGCAUAUCAGCCGGGUCCACCGCCGCCUCCCAAUGCACCGGGAAUGUGGGACUGGCAGCAGGCUGGAGGUCACCCGCAUCCGCCGCACCCAACGGCGCAUCCGCACCAUCCACACGCUCAUCCUGGAGGACCGGCAGGAGCAGGACAGCCGCAGGGUCAGGAGUUCUCAGAUAUGCUGCAGAUGUUGGAUCACACGCCGACCACGUUUGAGGAUCUGAAUAUCAACAUGUUCAGCACGCCGUUUGAGUAAUCCCCACACCAUUUCUUUCGAUUCCCACUACCCCCACUUAAUCUGUGUCUCUCUUAACCACUUCUCAAGUGCAAUCCAUCUUACAUUGUUGAAAUAAUUCAGCCAAACGCAUGCAAAUUGUAAUCUCGUAAAUAGCAUUUUAAGUACAUAGCGGUAGUCACGUACACGAUUCAGAUAUCUUUAUUUUUGUGUGCUACGUCUUCACUUCCACCUCCCGUUUCCAUUAGCCCAACCCGCUCCCACUUAACCCGCUCAUUGGCCGUGCAAAAGUAUUUACAAUUAAGGCCUUACGAUUGUUCGUAACUAAAGGCAAUGUGUUUACACCGCUAUAUAGCCUAUGAAUUCUAAACUUUCUCAUCGAUUCUAUAGGAUUAAGUUCAUGAGUGACACACUGUGUGCAGAGUAUUCAUUUGUAUUUUUCAUUGAGCAUUUCAAAGUUCAUGCAACGUAUAAAUAAAUAAAUAUAAAAUUCGUAGCUUAAUAUACCACAAAUUGAUAUUUGUAAGCAACACAGCAAGUGCGCCACUUCCACGCUUUUCCCGCGAACAACAUUGACACCAUUUCCCAUUAAUUUUUGCUCAUUUUUCGCCAAUGCAAUCAGAAGUAGACGCAAAGAAGCAAACAAUAUACGCUCUACGGUAUGUGUACACAUGCUUAAUGUGCAGCUUUUCAUUUGGUUUUAAUUGCAUAAUAUGCAGCGACAACGAAAACUUCCAAGCUCAAUACAAUGGCGCUCAAAAUGAAAUCGCACUCACUCAAAUAAGACCAUUUAAUUACGUCAAGUUCAAACAUUACAUUAGUUAGUUAAGCUCACUUCGAGAGAACAAAUUCUAAACCACUUUUUAGUCGCUAAGUCCCAACAUUUGUAAGUAAGCAACCACAACGAUGAUAAUGCUUAAACUUUGGGUAUUGAGAAUAAAAAUUUUGGUUUUUAAUGAAAAUAAACUUAAUGUACUACAA
Messenger RNA from Drosophila yakuba, 3098 nucleotides. It is a transcript of the gene tgo, whose product is annotated as aryl hydrocarbon receptor nuclear translocator homolog. Gene Ontology annotation, molecular function: DNA-binding transcription factor activity, RNA polymerase II-specific; RNA polymerase II cis-regulatory region sequence-specific DNA binding; protein dimerization activity. The transcript is spliced from 2 exons. Bases 213 to 2138 code for a protein of 641 amino acids. The record is from RefSeq and is a predicted model, not a curated record. Gene Ontology annotation, cellular component: transcription regulator complex; nucleus; aryl hydrocarbon receptor complex. Gene Ontology annotation, biological process: regulation of transcription by RNA polymerase II. NCBI's taxonomy places the organism in Eukaryota, Metazoa, Arthropoda, Insecta, Diptera, Drosophilidae.